Sinocyclocheilus grahami is the source of this 1104-nucleotide messenger RNA. Its product is annotated as contactin-associated protein-like 2. Lineage: Eukaryota; Metazoa; Chordata; Actinopteri; Cypriniformes; Cyprinidae. The record is from RefSeq and is a predicted model, not a curated record. The transcript is spliced from 9 exons. Bases 1 to 1104 code for a protein of 367 amino acids.
AUGGGUCCAGCAGGGAAGUUUCUUAACGUCCGCCAGGGAGACCGGAGCAUUGAGGAUUACGCCAGGGACUUCGUGGGAGUGGCUCGCCAGUCGGCCACGGAGAAGACCUGCCUAAUGGUCUUUUUCUGGGGAGGCCUAGCCGAGCCCUUCAAGUCCCUGAUGCCAUACUGGGUCCCCGAGGAGUCGCUGGAGGACUAUAUCAACCUGGCCCUGCAUUUGAGCGGUUCUGGUCUCAAUGAUGGAGAAUGGCAUGAUGUUCGUUUCCUGACCAAAGAGAAUUUUGCCAUGCUUACCAUUGAUGGGGAUGAAGCAUCAGCUGUGAGAACCAACUCGCCUGUCCAGAUCACAACAGGAAGCACGUACCACUUUGGAGGUUAUUUUUUAAGAACCAGAGCAUCUCCUGUCCAGCGCUCAUUCCAGGGCUGCAUGCAGCUCAUUCAGGUGGACGAUCAGCUGGCUGACCUAACCGCAGUGGAGCAGGGAAGGAUGGGAGCCUUCGAGAACGUCAGCCUGGACAUGUGUGCCAUCAUUGACAGAUGUAUGCCAAACCACUGUGAACAUGGAGGCCGAUGCAGUCAGACCUGGGACGGCUUCACAUGCUCCUGUGAUGGGACGGGAUACACAGGAGCCACCUGUCACACAUCUGAAACGUCUCAGGUUACAUGUAUGCCAAACCACUGUGAACAUGGAGGCCGAUGCAGUCAGACCUGGGACGGCUUCACAUGCUCCUGUGAUGGGACGGGAUACACAGGAGCCACCUGUCACACAUCUGUCUAUGAGCAGUCCUGUGAGGCCUACAAGCAUUUGGGGAGAUCAUCUGAUUCCUACUGGAUUGACCCAGAUGGAAGCGGACCAUUAGGUCCUUUUAAAGUCAUCUGCAACAUGACAGAGGACAAGGUUUGGACGACUGUGGUGAAUAACCUACCGGCGCAGACAGCGGUGACUGGCUCCAGCCGGGAGAGACGGAUGGUACUGCAGCUGAACUACAGUGCCUCUGUGGAGCAGGUCACAGCUAUAACCAACAGUGCUGAACACUGCGAGCAGCACGUAUCCUACGCCUGCCAAAUGUCACGCCUACUCAACACACCAGGGUGGGCAGUGUAA